GGGAGAUCAUCCUCAUUCGUGGAGUUAAUUAUUAUAAAGUAAAAAGAGGUAAUUAAUAAAGAUGCAGGCUGUGAAGGACAAGAUAAGCGACAUGAAGGAGAUGCGCCAGGCCAAGGCCGAAGCCAAGGCAGAAGAGAAGGCUGAGAAGGAGAUCGCAAAGGCCAGGAUGGACGUGGCGCAUGAGAUCCGACUGGCGAAGGAGGCGGAGGCUGCAAUGGGGAUACACAUGGCCAAUGCGGGAGAGAGGGUUGAAAGGGAGAUAGCCAAGCACAAGGGCAACAAUUCUUCCCCUCCAGGAAUGGGGAUUUAACUAUCAAAUCCUUAGAAUUAGCAAAUAAUUAAAAAAAAAAAAAAAGAACCCCCUGAUGUUCCGUGUUGUUUAUUUUCUUAUUCUAACCUUGUUUAGAUGUUACAAAAUUUAUUUCUAUAUAUAUUUCAUUUAUUAAUUAUUAUGUGAUAAGAAGUGGUAACACUCAAGUUACCUAAGUUUGUAACUUGCACUGAUAUUGUUUGUCUUUUG
Molecule: messenger RNA, 520 nt
Organism: Diospyros lotus (date-plum)
Lineage: Eukaryota; Viridiplantae; Streptophyta; Magnoliopsida; Ericales; Ebenaceae
Product: late embryogenesis abundant protein 6-like
Exons: 2
Coding region: 62-310 (82 amino acids)
Biological process (GO): embryo development ending in seed dormancy
Source: RefSeq, a predicted model, not a curated record